Molecule: messenger RNA, 1605 nt
Organism: Humulus lupulus (European hop)
Lineage: Eukaryota; Viridiplantae; Streptophyta; Magnoliopsida; Rosales; Cannabaceae
Product: zinc finger BED domain-containing protein RICESLEEPER 2-like
Exons: 1
Coding region: 1-1605 (534 amino acids)
Molecular function (GO): protein dimerization activity; DNA binding
Source: RefSeq, a predicted model, not a curated record
AUGUCGGAUAAUGGUGAAAGAGAUAAAGCUAUUGAUCCUGAAAUGAGGCAGAACGAGGUUGAUUCUGAAAGUGAGGAUAACAGUGAUGAUAUAUACUCUGAUGAGGAUGAAUGUCAUGAAUUUGAUGCCAUGAAAGCGGUAUCUUCUGUUGCCAACUUUGUAUGCACUACAGAAGUUGAUCCUCGUAGUGUCUCGAGUGAUUCUUUUAUAGGGUUCAUGAAGUCGCUUAAUCCUCAAUUUCAGCUUGACUACACUAGCGUUGAGGCCAAGUGUGUGGCAAGUUUUCUGAAAGAGAAGGUGAAAAUUAUGGAAAAGUUGGGGAGUUUUGAUGGGGAGAUUAGUGUUUCUGUUGACGUAAUGGGAUGGAGGACAAGCUUUGUGCGCGUUUCAUUACAUUUCAUUGAUGAAAGUUGGAGUUUGAAGAAUUGGGUAAUCAAGUUCUGUUCUCUUGAGAAACCAAGUUAUGUUUCGCCUUGGGAAGCCAUUGUGGAGUCAUUGGAAGAUUGGGGCAUAAAGAACAAGAUAUCCACAGUUACAAUGAGCUCUUUUUAUGAUGCUGAUACAUUUGAUUACAUCAAAGAACAUGGUCUAGAAAAGAAGAAACUCUCAUUGAAUGGUGACCUGUUCCGAGUUUAUUGUUGUGGUGACUGUAUUAGCUUAAUGGUUCAGUAUGCAUUUAAAGAAGUGAAAGACAUUAUAGACAAGGUGCAUAGCCUUUAUAAUCCAAAGAAGGAACCUUUGUGGUACCUCACAAGCUUUAAUCUGAAAAAUACUAUUGAGUUAUGGUCUAUGGGGGAGUUCUCUUCUGAAAAUGUAACGAGCAAUUAUGAUGUACCAGCUGCUGAGGAAUGGAAUCGGAUUGAGCAAGUAUGCAACAUUGUGGAAAGCAUCUACAAAGUGGCGGAUGGGAUAUUCCAAAAAGAACAUGUCACUGCUAAUCAUUUUCUUUAUCUUCUCAACGAGAUCCGGGCAAUUCUGGCUCCAAUUUCCAUAAAACCCGAGAGUUUUGAAGGAACUAUAGCUAAGGGAAUGUUGGAGCAACUUGACAAGUAUUUUAAAGACAUGUUCUUGGUCCUGGCAAUAGCUGCAGUGCUGGACCCUCGGUUUAAAAUGAAGUAUGUAGAGUUUACUUGUUCACAAGUUUGGGCUAGUAGUAGUGGUAGUACUGAUGAUGGCAUUUCAAAGACUAAGACUUUUUCAGACACCAUUCGCAACUUGUUUGAUGAUUAUGUGAGCAGGUACCCUAAGACUGCUAGUUCAUCUUCUUCGAGUUUGAUGCACAGAUACCAGCAGUUCAUCCAAUCUCAGAAAUGUGACAUGAAAUCAGAACUGGAGUGGUACUUGGAACAACCGGUUUUGCCUUGGAGUGAUGAUUUCCUUGUCUUGGAUUGGUGGAAGACCUCAAGUAUCCAAUACCCUAUACUUUCUAGGAUGGCUCGUGAUAUUUUGGCCAUACCAAUGUCUCUUGCUACCUCAUAUGAUGCAUUUUACACUGAACCAAGGCCUGUGGAGGAAUAUUUAAGUAGGUUGAAUUCAAAGAUGGUGAAUGCCUUGGUUUGUACUCGAAGCUGGUCCAAAAAGGAUUCAACUUCGACGAGUACUUGA